GAGAGUAGCAGAGGACUACAGAACAGAAAGCGGGAGAAGGGUGGGAAGACCAGGAGAGAUGAACACGGAGGAAGUACAGCUCGCCCCCUCGUUCCGUGGAGUUACGCUUGGUUCACGGAAGGCGGAUAAUUACUCCUUUGGAACACGUCAGCAGAGGAAACUCUUUCCUCACUACCACCCCCCAACCUGGUUGGGGAACAAGUUUCUCCCUGUUAGGGGAUCGCCCCACACAGGCCCUGGGUGUUACUCAGAAACAGAUUGGAAUGGUUUGGCGUACAACCUGUCUCGGAUCCCAGCCAGUACGAAAGGUUAUGCUCUUGGAGCCAGGACAGCAGUGAGGUUUCAGCCAGUCAGCAAGGAUGUGACGCCAUAUCCAGGAAUGUACCAGAAAGUUUGUACUUAUGAUGAGAAAUACAAACAAAGCUUUGCUCCAUUUAAUGUCAUGAUGCCUCGAUUUAGGACUGAAGUUAAGGGCGCUUCUUAUCCUGGCCCUGGCACAUACAAUCCAGAGAAGAAGACACCCCCAAAGAUUGCUUGGCCAAUGAAAUUUGGAUCUCCAGACUGGUGUCAGGUUCCAUGUCUAGAGAAAAGAACUCUAAAAGCUGAGCUGUCCACAGACAAGGACUUUAGAAAACAUCGGAACCGUGUGGCCUACUUUAGCCUGUUUUACAAUUGAGAAGUAGGCACUGUCUUCACGAGUUCUCCUGACUGCAGAAUCUCCAGAACUGAGAAUGGGACUGCCCUUGCACUUCUGGGUUUCUUGGGCCCUCUUGUCUGCCAAUUCGGCAUCCAGGG
Microtus oregoni (creeping vole) is the source of this 795-nucleotide messenger RNA. It is a transcript of the gene Cimap3, whose product is annotated as primary cilia formation. Gene Ontology annotation, molecular function: cytoskeletal protein binding. The record is from RefSeq and is a predicted model, not a curated record. The transcript has 6 exons. NCBI's taxonomy places the organism in Eukaryota, Metazoa, Chordata, Mammalia, Rodentia, Cricetidae. Gene Ontology annotation, cellular component: ciliary basal body. Gene Ontology annotation, biological process: regulation of cell projection organization. Bases 59 to 676 code for a protein of 205 amino acids.